AUGUAUGACGCGAACUCGACGAUUUGCUCCUCAGUCCACAGCGCGUCGCUGACCUUGUUUUCCCAGGAGGAAGUUCGUACGCUGUCGUCCUGUCGAAUCUCCGACACAAAUGUUUUCUUGGAUCCGCAUGCGUCGAGCUCUUCGCUCUCCGCCACAUUCACCGCCGCCAGAGGCGGGGGACCCGAAGCCGUGUCAGGCGGUCUCCACGAUGCUCGCCUCGGAAGUCUCGACGGCAGAGAAAUCUGCGAAACCUGCGGCUGUCGCAGCGACUGUCCUGGACACCUGGGCCACAUCGACCUCGCCCUCCCUGUCUUCCAACCGAUCUUCCUUCCUUCGCUUGUUAAAGUGCUCAAACUGUCCUGCCUGCACUGCGAGAGGCUGCGCGUUUCUCCGGCGGCAGCGGCGUUGUUCGUUAAAGCCUUCGAACUUCUCCAGCUCGGUUGUUUCGACGCGGUCGACGAAGCUUCGCGUUGCGCCUCCUCGGCUCUGCGCUCUGGAGCGCGCGGUGUCUCUGCGGCGUUCUCUCUUCCCCCCAGUCAGCGCGUGGCCGUCUUGCGGAUCUUCGAGAAAAUUGACCAAGAACUGCAGAGGCGCGGCGGCGCACAUCCAAACGUCUCUGCGGCGUCUGCCCCAGCCUCGCCUCCCCGCAAAGACUGCGGCGAGAGGCACGACGCUGUGGAAGAGCCGGAACCUGACGAGAGCGAGGACGCGCACAGCGCCGCACGUCGGACAAAGAGAGACGCGGCAGGCGCCGAGACCGACCGGGCAGAAGACGCAAAGGAACAGCAACGCGUGGCGAAUCUUCUGCGUGAAUCCACCGACUUUGAGAAGGAAGAAAACCGCCUGCUUCUGGAGACGUUCGGACACGACAUCUCGGGAAGUGCUUGGCAAGUCUCCACCUGGAGGAAACUGAGAGAUCUGCUCUGGACCCGAGCCGCCGCCAGCGCCCUCUGCGCAAACUGCGGCCGCUCCAAUGCAGUGACGUUCCACGUGGCUCAGCAGUCGACGGGUGUGGAGAUGCGAUGGAAGUGGACAGGGACUCCACCGUUUGACAAGAAUAGCGCCUUUUUCUCUUUCGUUCGCAACGCGACGAAGCGGCCAGGGCGGGAGGAAGAAAGCGAAGGACGGAAGAAAGACGAUGGCAGAGACGACGCUGCGGCGCUCUUUGAUGAGCGCUGUCUUACCUAUGGGAAGAGCGGCCGCGCCAUCGGGAAGCUUCACCUGCAUGCGUUCCAGCUGAUGCCAAUGCUUCAAAAUGUCUUCAAGAACUCCGUCGACCGAAGGCUCCUGCACUGUCUCUUUCCGAUGAGCAUUCGUUUGAGUUCGUCGUGCUUUUUUAUCUCUUCGCUCCCGGUGUCGGCGAACAAAUUUCGACCGCCUCUCGCUGGCGGCGCGGCGUUCGGCCGCGAGGGCGGAGGUAUGCCGCUUCUUCACCCGCGCACUGCGACGCUUCUGGAGUUGCUGAAGAUCAACGAGAAAGUUCAGUUUGCGCUGACCAUCAUGCGCCAUCCCGACCCCACUGGUGCUCUCGAGAAUCCUGAGUGUUGGGGCGAGCUCUUUGGCUACUCCGUGGCGACUCAGGAGGCAGGCCCGGACGAAGAGGAGAAGCCCCCGAAGAAGAAGCGAACGGAUGGCGAUGACGAAGGCGAGAAGGCGAAGGCCAAAGGGAAGGUUGCCGAGUCAAAGAGCGCCGCUGCAUCCGUUCUCAGUCCGGAGGAACAGCAGAAACUGAAGGAGUUUGUCCUCGUCCACGCCGCCGGGAACGCGGCGUGGCUCACAAGCUACGCCGUUCAACUUCAACAGAAAGUGAACGAAAUCGUCGACAAAACCAAGGCAGAAAAACCACUCACUGCCCCGGCGGGUAUCCGUCAGUGGAUGGAGAGAAAGGCAGGCACGAUCCGGCAGAAACUGAUGGGGAAGCGUGUAAACUACGCGGCGCGAACUGUGCUCGCGCCCGACGCGCUGAUUGCCACCAACGAAGUCGGCGUCCCGCUCGACUUCGCCAUGAAGCUCAGCAUCCCUGAAAAGGUCACCCCUCGCAACGUCCACGUUCUCUCCGAGAUGGUCAUCAACGGCCCACACAAGCAUCCAGGCGCGCUGGCGAUUAUGGACGAUGCAGGAAACCUCUUCAACCUCGAGUUUCUGUCUCCGGCGACUCGCCGCGCCAAGGCGCACCAACUGCUUCUCUCUGCCUCUUCCUCUUCGUCUUCCUUGUCGCCUUCCUCGUCGGACAUGCCCACAACGAACGGAAGCUUUACGGUGUACAGACACGUGCUCGACGGCGACGCCGUGUUGAUGAACCGCCAGCCUUCGCUCCAUCGCGUUUCGCUCAUGGGGCACUUUGUCAAGAUCACGCGCGGUGUGAGCUCGGUGUACCACAUCAACGACUAUCUGAUCCGCAACAAUCUGCUCCACUUGCUGGUCGAGAGGAAGAGCGCGCAGUCGAAACUCAAAGCGCUGAAGAACGCCAGUGGCUCUGACAAGCGAGAGGUCGGUGACGAGGACGAGGCGAGCCGGAAGAAGGCGCGGAAGACCGAGAAGAAGAGUCUGAUUCACUUCUCUGGCCUGUUCAAGAAGAAAAAGACCGAGAAGCCAAGCGAGGAAGAAGAAGAGAGGAAACACGACCACGACGAAGAACGGGGCCUGACGAAAGAGAAUGUGUUUCGGCUCAACUUCGUGAACUGCAGCAGUUACAAUGCAGAUUUCGACGGCGAUGAAAUGAAUAUGCAUCUUCCGCAGGACCACGUCGCCCGCACGGAGGCGGCCUAUAUUCUGAAUGCCGACUGCCACUUUCUGGUGCCCAAAAGCGGCGAGCCUCUUCGUGGCCUGAUUCAGGAUCUGUGUCUCGCCGGUUGUCUCCUGACGGCGCGAGACACCUUCCUCGACAUCCACAGCUUUCAGACGCUUGUUUACUCAGGCCUCUCGUGCUACCUCGAUUCGGGCCCCGGCCGAAUCAUCCUCGACCGUGGCCGGAAGGCCCUGAGCCGCCUGCAUGCGUCGGAGGUGGCGUCGCCCGCGAGCGGAAAGAAGGAAGGCGACCCAGAGACAGGAAGCGAGGAAGGGCGAGAGCGGUUCAAGGCCCCAGGCGACCCGUACAGGAGGCAGCUGAUCGAACAGACGCGACGUGGGAACUCGCGCCUCCACAUGGAGCCUCCCGCAAUUCUCUGGCCGAAGCCGCUGUGGACCGGGAAGCAGGUGAUUACAUGCAUCCUCAAGACGCUCGUCGACGGCAUGGCUGCUAGUCGCUUCUCGCAGUGCAGAGCCUCGGGGCAGGGGAAAGGCGGCCUCGGCUCCGGAGGCGGCGACGAGGAAGGAGAAGACGCGCUAAAUCGCUACGAAGGCGUCAACCUCACUGGAAAAGCCAAGACUCCCGGAGAUGCGUGGGGAGGCGCCGAAGACGGCGACAAGGAAGAAGAAGUCGUCAUUAUUCGAAACUCAGAGCUUCUCCAAGGUGUCUUCGAUAAGGCGCAAUUUGGGCCGACAGCUGGCGGUCUCGUUCACUGCGUAUUUCUUCUCUUUGGCGGAGCAGCUGCGGGGCUUCUUCUUCAGUCGCUCGCUGCGCUGUUCUGCGCCUUCCUGAAGCUAAGAAGCGCCACAACCUCCCCCGCGGAUUUCGUCAUGCGGCGCGAAGGCGAGCUCCAGAGACAAGCCUUGGUGCGCCAAGUGAUUCAGGCGGGGACUUACCUCCAGGAGCACUUCACAUCUCGCAUGAAUGCGCUGAUGGGAUGGCACGACGACGGAAGAGACAAUCCGCUCUUGCCGACCCUCUCGGCCUCGUGUUCUCACGAGCCGACAGGAGCGGAAUGCGAGGGCGGCCUGGCGAAGGACGAGAAGACGCAUGUCCUGUCGAAAGAUACCGCCCUUCUUAAGAUGGCGGCGGCUUCUGUCGCGCCGAAAGACGAGGCGAAAGAGAGCGAAAUGUCAGGGGACGACGCCGGCCAAGACGAGUUGUCUGCUGCCCUCGAAGGGGCUCUGAAGGUCGAAAAGUUGAAUCUUGCCAGGCUCUCGGACGCCGCAGCUUACGCUCUCCGCUUGCUGGGGACGGGGACAGCCUGUGAAGACGCAGCGGAGCCUCAGUCGCCUUCGGCGGACACCGAAGCACACAAGGGUAAGGCCGCCCGCGUGAAGCACGAGGCAGGCGCCUAUGCUGAGGAUUCAAAGGACCUUGCGAAACACCAGGGGAAAGACAGUCUCGAGUCUCCCGCCGCGACCUCGGCGCUUCUCCCUGCAUCGUCGCUGAAUCCCUGGAUCCUGUCGAGGUAUCUCAAGACGCCGGAAUUGUUGGCAGCUUCAGGCACGCUGCCGACGCGAAGAAGAAUGUGUGAAGAACUGAGGCGUCUGAUUGAGAUUUUGACCCACGUGCAGAAAACGGGGAGUCCUUCGGCGCGGAAAGAGCUCCUCUGUUUCCUCGCGUGCUCGCCCUCGCUCCAACAGCAACUGCCGCAUCUCGCGAAAGUCCUAGGCACAGACAGGCUGUUGCCAGUGCAACAGCGAUUGAGGACAACGCACCCCACUCAGGGUUCACAAGACGAAACUCCUCAAGCUCCUUUUCUCCAUCCUCCAGCUAACCACAUGGUAUCUUUGCCGAAUGGGGCCGCCAUCCAGGGCGACGCUGCGCUUCUUCAGAAGCGGCUUUAUCAUCCAUCUUGGCUGUGGGAAGGAGGCGAAGAAGCAGGGAGCAAGUCGGCGGAGACAGAGAGUUCAGAUGCAGCUUACUCCGUGGCCGCAAACAUCUUCGAAGGGACGGAGCGUUAUGUGCUGAAAGGGGCGAAAAAUGCCGGGAUCGGCGGCGGGGAAGGCGGCGCACAACUGCGUACUUUCCUCAUGCCGUCGCUUCUCACUGUGCGACGCAUUGGCGCCUUAUAUACGAGUCACUUUCGGGGUCGCGAAGACACCUUCAACGAGAUGCUCGACGCGUUCUUCCAGUCAGCGAUGGGCAAGGUUGCGUCCAAGUCGACGGACAUCAUGAAAGGGAGCUACUUCCUUUACCGUUUCCCUCGAAAUGGCUUCGCAUCCAUGAUCAAGAGCGGGUCCAAGGGAAGCAACGUCAACUUCGCUAUGAUUUCUGUCUUUCUAGGCCAGCAAUCUCUCGAGGGUCAGAGAGUGAAAUUCAUGACGAGCGACAGGUCUUUGCCUGCUUUCUUGCCGUUUGAUUUUGGGAGUCGGGCCCGAGGAUUCAUCACGUCGUCUUUCUUGUCAGGUCUGAAAGAAGAAGAGUAUUUCUUCCACUGCAUGGCUGGCCGCGAAGGUCUUGUCGACACGGCCGUGAAGACCGCGAAAAGUGGUUACCUCCAGAGAAGUGUGACGAAAGGUCUGGAAGCCCUCACGGUGCGCUACGACGGCAGCGUCAGAGAUGCAGACGACUCGAUCGUCCAGUUUGUCUACGGAGAUGACGGUCGAGACCCGGCCCACAGACUCACUUUUGAAAAAAUCGAUAUGCUCCUCGAGAAUCCGGCUAUUCUUCAGCGCGUGCAUGCGCCUCCUUCGCAACUCGGCUCUCGGCCGCCGGAGCGGCGCCUUGAGCUGGCGGGUGGGCACGGAAAGAACGCGGAAGCCAAAGCGCAAGACGAAGACAUCGACACAGAUUCGACCGCCGAUUCGGACUGCCUAGUCCAAGAGUACGGCUCACCGCUAACUCGCCUGGGCGUCACAGCGUUCCAGUUCGAGAAUGACAUGCAGCGGCUUGUAGACAAAGCGGUCGCCCGGUACGAGACCCUGCGGGCAGCCUAUUCUCGAACCCAAGACACGUCGCGCCAGAAGAAAAAGAGAAAGGCGACUGGACACGGAGUCUCCGAGGCGGUGGCUAGAGACACGCGUAUUGGACUCGAGAAGGACGAAUUGGAAAAGAUUCUGCGCGUGAUUUACCACAAAUGCUGCAUGCCGCCAGGCGAGGCCGUCGGCUGCGUCGCUGCCCAGUCCAUUGGCGAGCCGGCGACGCAAAUGACUCUCAACACGUUCCACUUGGCAGGACACGGCGCGGCGAACGUGACAAUGGGUAUUCCUCGUCUUCGUGAACUGCUCCAGCAGGGUGCGGUGACCAAAACUCCAAUUUUGUACAUUCCGCUGAGGACUGCGGCAAACCCGCGUGAAGACAGCCCCGGCGCAGAUCCAGAAGAGAGAGAAGUGGAUCAAGGGCGUGUCCUGGUCAGAAAUGCCGGCAUGGCUCUUCGAAGCUUUACCUCCAUCGGCCUGGCUGACUGCGUCCACAGCGUCGGCGUUGAAGCCAACGUUUGCUACCAGCCGCCGAACUGCCCCAAAGGGUGCCCCGCCUUCCACCUCCCGCCCUACGUGAGCCGCAGCAAUUCUCCAAAUCAGCUCACCGCGCCUUCGUCGCGACUGUACUGGCAGUACGAAGUCUGCCUUCAACUGGAGAAUCUGUCCCAUUUCUCUCAAGUCGUCAAAAGUUUCGCACCCGCUCAAAUAUGCACCCUCGUUCUGCGCAAGGUCAUUCGACCGUUUCUGAAAAAGGCCCAUCGCCUUAUGGUGGCUGCAGUCGCUCAUCACGGCCGGACGGACUUCGCAGAAGUGAGGAGCGACUUGCAAGCAUUUUUCCAAAACGCCAUUUGUCAAGACAAUAAACUGACGCAGUGGGAUCAUCGCUCGAAAGUGAAGGAAAUUCUUCGGACAGCGCGUGUCGGCGAUAGCGCGGCGGGCGAAGCAACUGAUGAGCUGUUUUCUGCAGGGGCAUCGAGGGCCGGCAACCAAGAAGAACGAGAAGAGGGAGACAACAAGCGAACCGAAACGGACGCCGAUGAAAAGGAGGCCGAUGGAAGCGAUCGAGCGAGCAGCGCCGACGAGGAAGAAAAGGAAGAGAAAAGCGACGAGGAGGGCGAAGCUGAAAACGACGAGCUACCAGAUGGAAGGGUCAGUGAAAGCGAACAAAGCGGUGCUCCGAGUGACGACGACCAGGAGAGAAGCAAAACGCGAAGCACCAAGAGUGAGAAACGUGGAGUCUCCUCCGCAAGUGGAGAUGCUGGCGUUAAAGCAGAGCAGGUGACUGACGAAGACGAGAGCUCAGGUUCUGGAGACGAAGACGCAACGAGUUCAGAGGAUGAAGACGAUCCGGAGGACGACGGCCGCAGUGGAAAGACGGGGGGAAAAUCACUCAAUGCUGACAUGCUUGCAAAAGGAGAGGUGUCGAGGGGAGGGCGGCCACGUGCCGAUGCCUUUGAAUCUAUGUUUUCGCCGCUGCUUCUCUCUUUUGCUCGCCUCGUGAAAGGGGAAAGCUUCGACAUGAAUACGCACCUGUUCUUCCCUCAAGACAAGAAGCAAGGCUCAAAAACCAAGAGGCCCAUCGCGGUUCCUGCCCCAGUCGAAUCGGAUGCACUCUGGGCCGACGGCCGCAAAUACAAGGGAUUCGUGCUCAUCACUCGGGAAGUCGCCUCCAUUCUCCACGAAGUCCUCGUGUGUCCUAGGACCUGGCGAAUCAUCCUCAAGUUUGGUUGGCCGUUCGAGCGCUGUCCCUAUCGAUUAGAACUUCUUCCUCUCCUUAUGGGCCUGCUGAAGAAAUGCAAAAUGCAAGAGCCUGAGGGCGUUGCCGCUCCUCGCAUUGUCCAGGGCGAGGGAUGCGUCACGAAGCAAAAGGUUGAGAUCCAGUGUGAGGGAUCCAAUUUCGGAUGGAUCCACCGCAUGAAGGACGAGGCGAUUGACCACAAUGGUAUCUUGACGAAUGACGUGAGGGCUGUCUUGAAGUACUACGGCAUUGAAGCAGCCAGAGUGUGUCUUGCUAGAGAGCUCGAACGAGUCUUCUCGGCGUACGGUAUCAAAGUUGACUAUCGACACCUGACGUUAAUAGCAGACUUUAUGACGCACGAUGGCACGCUACGGCCGUUCAACCGGCUGGGCAUGGCUGCGUCGAACGCUCCCUUCCUCCAGAUGUCUUACGAGACGUCUUUCAAAUUCCUGACGGAAGCUUGCGAACGGGCCGCAGUCGAUUCUCUGUCUACGCCGUCGGGCAGUCUCGUGGUCGGCACUCCGUCGGUGAUCGGGUCUCAGCAGCAUCAGGUAUUCACUCAGCUGCAUCCUGCGUUGCACCGGCAACGAGAUUUGUUCAAACUCUCGCGGAAGGGCAACGGCGUCUCACAAGGGGACAGCACUGGAAACGCCAAGGAUGAGCCUGAAGCACUCGUCUCUCGGAUAAAGAAAAAGCUGGUGAAGUCGGCGCAUGAGGACGACAAACCCUCUAGUCGUAUGAAUACGGACGCACCGGAGAUUGACAGGGGGGAGGUCGCAGGAGGGCAAGAAGGCACAGGGGUGAAGAGAGAAAAAAGCUCACAUCGACACAAGGAGCGGCGCGACUCGGCACUGUCGAACGAAGCUUUCAAUCCCGGAGAAAAUGGCGGAGAUGACGAAGCCAAGAAGAAGAAAAAGCGAAAACGAAAAGCAUUUGACUUUAUCUAA
This is a messenger RNA of Neospora caninum, 8400 nucleotides long. Its product is annotated as putative DNA-directed RNA polymerase I largest subunit. Gene Ontology annotation, biological process: DNA-templated transcription. NCBI's taxonomy places the organism in Eukaryota, Apicomplexa, Conoidasida, Eucoccidiorida, Sarcocystidae. The record is from RefSeq and is a predicted model, not a curated record. Gene Ontology annotation, cellular component: RNA polymerase I complex. The transcript is spliced from 33 exons. The coding region runs from base 1 to 8400 and encodes 2799 amino acids. Gene Ontology annotation, molecular function: DNA-directed RNA polymerase activity; DNA binding.